AUGGAUUGGAUGAGGAACUUGAAGAUGACCCUUCAUUAUGAGGGCAAGGAAUAUAUCCUCGAAAAGAUUCUUGUCAAAAUCAAUGAAUCCACCGCUACUCCUGAGGAGAUUGCCUCUUUCAACAAACAUCAUGAUGAUGCCACAAAGGUCGCUUGCAUCAUGGUGGCCACUAUGGAACCUAAGUUAGGCAAGUUCUAUGAGGACUAUUGGUCAUACAAGAUGGCUCUUGACCUUGCUGGAAUGUUCCACAAGAAGGCGAGGCAAAAUCGGUUCGAAGUGGUCAAAUCUUUCAUGAUGUGCAAGCUCAAGGAAGGAGAAACUGUUUUCCCUCAUGUACAAAAGAUACAAAGGUACAUGGAAAAACUCCAUAAGCUCAAUGUGUCGUUUGAUGAUGAGUUUUCCAUUGAUAUGGUUCUUAACUCAUUACCUCCUAGUUAUGAUCAGUUCGUUUUGACCUAUCAUUUGAACAAUAAGGAGACGACAUUGAUUGAGCUUCAUAAUUUGUUGCAAACUACUGAACCAGGGAUGAAAAAAAAUUAUGUCUCUACUACAUCAAAUGCUCAUGUCCUUGUUAUUGGAUCUGGAAAAGGGAAGAAAAAUAAGUCUCCUUCUCAAUCCGGUAGGAAAGGAAGGUCAUGCUGGAGGGGCUAG
Messenger RNA from Lactuca sativa (garden lettuce), 651 nucleotides. RefSeq lists its product as uncharacterized. NCBI's taxonomy places the organism in Eukaryota, Viridiplantae, Streptophyta, Magnoliopsida, Asterales, Asteraceae. The record is from RefSeq and is a predicted model, not a curated record.